Dreissena polymorpha is the source of this 2692-nucleotide messenger RNA. RefSeq names its product cytosolic 5'-nucleotidase 3A-like. Lineage: Eukaryota; Metazoa; Mollusca; Bivalvia; Myida; Dreissenidae. Bases 210 to 1106 code for a protein of 298 amino acids. The record is from RefSeq and is a predicted model, not a curated record. The transcript has 11 exons. Gene Ontology annotation, molecular function: 5'-nucleotidase activity; magnesium ion binding. Gene Ontology annotation, cellular component: cytoplasm.
UCAUUGUUAGUGAGCGCUUGCAUUUAAACGUCUUGUAACUAGGAAGACUGAAGUGAAGGAUUCUCAGACAAUUUCCUAUUUUGGAGAAAAAAAGGAUCUUUAAAAGAAAUGCCACUCGCCCUGCAGGACAAGCGCUGCCAGAAUAUUCACUCGUCCGGAGCCGAUUUCUACUCGUAAUUACAAGCAGAUGGAGUGUUUGAAUAAGCCUCAUGUCCAUGUUAGAGACCGAGAGCAUGUGGAGAGAAUACUCGCCAAAAUGGUGGCAGAUGGUCCAAACAAACUUCAAGUUUGUUCGGAUUUUGAUAGUACCAUCACCAAUUACAAGGGUGCUUGUACUUACAGUGGUAGCUGACUUCGAUAGGACAUUGACAAAGUUCACACAUAGAGGUCAAGUGUGUGCAACAUGCCAUAAUGUUCUGGAAGAAGGUGGCUUACCUGAAGAGUAUAAGGAGGAGGCUUAUAAGUUGCGAGACAAAUACUUUGUGAUAGAAGUGGAUCCUAACAUGACAAUAGAAGAGAAAACUCCGUACAUGGUGGAAUGGUGGACCAAGGCCCAUGAACUGCUGAUGAAGUACCCACUCUCCAAGGCCAUGCUGCACAACAUGGUUGCCAACUCCUCAGCCAGACUCAGGGAUGGCUGUAUUCGCUUCUUUGACAGUCUCCAUAGUAACGAUAUACCGCUGCUCAUCUUCUCUGCGGGGGUUGGCGACGUCAUACAGGAAGUCAUUGCACAACAAUCAACACUUUAUGACAACAUGCACAUAGUCUCGAAUUUCAUUGAUUUUGAUGAAAAUGGCACGUUGAUAGGCUUCAAAAGUGAUAUCAUUCACGUGUACAACAAGAAUGAAAAUGCUGUGCAUGACUCGGACUACUUCCCCAACCUCAGCCAUCGCACCAACCUCCUCCUGAUGGGCGACUCACUGGGAGACCUGCAGAUGGCCAACGGAGCCGAAUCUCUUGAGGCCAAACUGACCAUAGGGUUCCUUAACACCAGGGUGACUGAAAGCCUAGCGCUGUACAUUAGCAAGUACGACAUCGUGAUAUGUGAAGAUGAAACAAUGGACAUUGUAAACAAUAUUGUUUCAAACAUCUUGGCCUCUGUAUAAAGUCCACAGACUGGAAUAGUCUUUUUUAAAAACUGUCACAGACACAUUAAAAUUUAAUGGAAAAAACAGCACUCUGUAAUCUUCUUAGUCAAAAUCAGUUGUUAACCAGUAUUUUAUUUCCAAAUUAGGUGCACAAAAUUGCAACUUAUUUUAAUCAGAACUUUGCUAUGAAUUGGUGGCACCCUGUCCAUGGUGGAUGUCCCCACAGUCUUAGUUAUCAAGGUGUAUGUGUGAUGUGAUUAGAUGAAUGUGUUCCUACAGCCUUUAUUAGCAGGGCGUUUAUGACCUGAUAUGAGGAAUGUUUUCUCACUACCAAUCACAGUUUCUGUCCGCUGUGUGCAAGAUUGGAAACCCUUGGUAGUCUUGUGAUUAUAUUGCUUUAAAAAACAAUAUAUCUUUUAAUAUUUUAUCAGCAGAACGAUAAUAUUAGGUGCUUUGUUCGUGUUUUUUAGCUCACUUGAACACAAUGUGCUCAUGGUGAUCUUAUGUGAUCGCUUUUUGUCCAUAGUGCGUUGUGCGGCGUUAACAUUUGCCUUGUUAACACUAUAGAGGCCACAUUUAUUGUACAAUCUUCAUGAAAUUUGGUCAGAAGAUUUGUCUCAACGAUAUCAUGGACGAGUUCAAAAAUGGUUUUGGUUGGUUGAAAAACAUGGUCACCGGGCGGUGGGGCAUUUUUCCUUAUAUGGCUUUAGUAAAAACUUUUUAACUGUAUUAAAGAUAUCUUGAACGAGUUCAAAAAUGGUUCCGGUAGCUUGAAAAACAUGGCCGCAAUGGGGCGGGGCAUUUUCCUUAUAUGGCUAUAUAUUGCUUUUGUAAAACCUUGUUAACACUGUAGAGGCCACAUUUAUUGUCUGAUCUAAAUGAAACUUGGUCAGAAGAUUUGUCUCAAUGGUAUCUGGGAAGAGUUUGAAAAUGGUUCCAGCUUGGCGAAAACCAUGGCCGCCAGGGGUCGGGUAUUUUAUCUUUAUAUGGCUAUAGUAAAACCUUGUUAUCACUCUAUAAGUUACAUUCAUUUUCCAAUCUUUUGUUAUAAUGAUAUCUUUGGGCUGUACUGAGUAAGUCAGUUCCUUUGUAUCUCAGGUUAGCGACUUUUUGCUUUUCAAGCCCUCUUGUUUGAUUCUGUUGCAAUCUUCAGUUGUAAAAAUUAAUUUUAAAACAAGUUAUAUAAAUUUCUUUAUGAAUGUUUUAUUGUCCCCUACCGGUGAAACCGGAAGGGACUUAUGGUUUGCACUCCGUGUGUCUGUCAGUCUGUCUGUCAGCUAGUCAGUCCGUCACACUUUUCUGGAUCUUGCGAUAACUUUAAAAGUUCUUAAUAUUUUUUCAUUAAACUUGAAAAAUGGAUAGAUGGCAAUAUGGAGAUUAUGCACGUCAUUUUAUUUUGUGCCUACGUCAAAAAUUCUGGUUGCUAUGGCAACAAAUCAAAAAAAUCUGACAAUGGUGGAGUUUCACCGGUAGGGGACCAUAUUGCUUGGCAAUCUCUUGUUGAUAUUGAAUUAUUUUAAUAUUCCACCUUUGUUGAAGAUGUUUAUAAGACAAAAUUCUGAUGAAGCAAUUAUGAUGUUAAUUUCAAUAAAGAUUAAUUUAUA